GAGAGAGAGAGAGAGAGAGAGAGAGAGAGGGAGAGAGAGAGAGAGAGAGAGAGAGAAAGAGAGUGGGCGGGAGUGUGGGAGACAGUAAACAGUUUAUUCUGCUCUAAUCUUCAGGGCGUUGACAUCGCUGCCGUCGUCCCCUGCAAACUUUCUCCACCAACUUUAAUUUAUCGGGACUGCGUCUCCUCCAGAUGCUUCGGCUGAUCGCAACCCGCGGAGGGAGGCUCCUGGUCCGGCCGCCGGGGGCUGCUCUGACCCCCGUCUGCUCCAGGGCAUCCAGCCAUGGAGAAGGCGAGGCGUCGACGGCGGUGGACAUGUCCCGUCCGCUCUACUGGAACCGUCUGGACACCCCACUUCCGGACAGGACCUUCAAGGACGUCCUGAGCGAGGAGGACACGGCCCUCAAGCAGAAGGAGAAAGGCCCCUGGGGCCAGUUGACCAAGGAGGAGAAGAUCGCCAUAUACAGGCUGGCGUUCCAGCGGACCUACCCAGAGAUGAAGCAGAGCACGGGGGAGUGGAAGACGGUGGUGGGCGGGAUCUUCAUCUUCCUGGGUCUGACCGGUCUGGUGGUCAUCUGGCAGAGCCACUACGUCUAUCCCCCCCAGCCCAGGACCUUCGGUGAGGACUGGCAGGCCCGUCAGCUCCAGAGGAUGCUGGACAUGAGGGUGAACCCCAUCGAGGGCUUCUCCGCCAAGUGGGACUACGAGAAGGGCCAAUGGAAGUAGAGCGCGGGCCAGAGUGGCGCACAGCUGGACCAAUGAGAGCGGCAGCUGUGCUCCAUUAGUAUUGCGGAGGCGUGUGAUGGCAUUACUGGAGCAGAACCACUGAACACCUGUGGCAGUGGGAUUUGUAGUUGUAGAUAAUAGAAAGUCACACGUGUAAAUCAGUCAAUUUGAGAGAAAAUGCGACGGUUGCAUCUUCUUAAAUUCUUCAUUGCAGCCGCAAAAAUCCUAUUCUACUAAUCACAAAUGCAGAAGCUCAUAGAAACUCCUAUGCUCACAUGUUGGCUGCAGCCGCUGCAGUGAAUAUGGUGCCAAACACAUCCAAACAACCGUAUCAACACACUUGAAUUCAUGGACAAACUUUGCUCAUCUGCAAAUCAGUCAGUGAAUUCAUGCAAUGAGAGUUGCACACCUGUAGAAUACUUACUCACAAAUAAAAAUAAAUGUCUUAUUUAUGCAACUGCUUGAAUACGAGUCUCAGAUGCUUUUUUCUUUGCUCAUAAAUCUCAGUGAAAUGUGGCUUGUUUGGGCACGUGUCCCUUGGUGACACGGCUGGAGUUUUUUUUCCCACAUUUCUCUGCAUUUCCGAAUGCGGAAAAAAAACCUCCAGCACGAUCCGAGCUCCGUUGAAACACAGAUUAAGAUAGCGGCAGGGUCAAGCAUUUUUAGAUAUUGACUCGUGUUUGUGCUUGAAAAAUGAACACAUUUACUUUUAUUUGUGAGAAAGAUUCUACAGGUGUGACACUCUCAGGUGUCACACCUGUAGAAUCUGUAGAAUUUUCUUUUUUUUCUGUCAAUGACUUUAGUUGUUUUGAUACGGGUAUGUGAAUGCGUUCUGCAGCAUAUUCACUGCAGCAACUGGACCAACAAUGUGAGCGUAUGAGUUUUCAUGAGCUUCCAAAUUUGUGAUUUGUAGAAUAGGAUUUGUGCAUCUGCAAUGAAAAUGUUGAGAACUGGGGUAACUCUUGUGUUUUUUGGACACCAAAACAAGUUGCAACUCCUAAAGCAUUUUACUCUGUGACUUCACAUUUACUAACACACGUGUGACUUUCUAUUUUUAUUUUCUACACUACAAAUCCCAAACUCACAGGUGCUCAGCGGUUGUUCUCCAAUAACACCUUGAUAGAGGCUUCACAGUAGUCACAUCUGAUUGGUUUGGGCAGCUGUCAAUCACUAGUCGCAGUAGCAGUCUGAGCAUGUUGAUUUGUUUUGAGACCCUGAACUGCUGCAGGCGUCAUAAAAUAAAUUCAUUAUUUAUCCUAGAUGGGAACCAAGAUUUACAGAAUAAUUUCCGGUUGUAAAUAACUUUUAGCAGAAUAUAUAGACAACAUUAUGUGACCAUUCAUGUUAAACAUGAUUAGUGUCUCAACAGUCAGACGUGCGUGGCAAUCAAUCUGUCAGCCAAUCAGGGACCACAAGAAUCUAUCACAUCCGGUCACCAAACACCGCAACCAAAAAUAAACUAGAAAGAAAACCAUCCAGUCCAACCUCCAGCAGUAUUUUAUUAGGUUUUAAUCGCAGUUCAAAGUAUUACAAAUGGCAUUUGGAUAGACACAGUCGGACAGUAGCAUCGUUUCGGACCGCUGCCCUGUUCUCGCUACAACACACCAGGACCAUCUUCUAAAGCUAAUCUGUUGCUACGCUAAUUCUCCUCGUGCCAGAAACAUCCGUUAACGCUAAACUUUAAACGAGGGAGACGAACGAAUCACGUCCGAGCGAGGGACGGGGCGUGGAGAUUCUGUAAUCAACGUUUUGACACGAAUAUAAAUAAUGUUCCAAAGCCA
Molecule: messenger RNA, 2506 nt
Organism: Gadus macrocephalus (Pacific cod)
Lineage: Eukaryota; Metazoa; Chordata; Actinopteri; Gadiformes; Gadidae
Product: cytochrome c oxidase subunit 4 isoform 2, mitochondrial
Exons: 5
Coding region: 192-725 (177 amino acids)
Biological process (GO): mitochondrial electron transport, cytochrome c to oxygen
Source: RefSeq, a predicted model, not a curated record